Molecule: messenger RNA, 915 nt
Organism: Rhinichthys klamathensis goyatoka
Lineage: Eukaryota; Metazoa; Chordata; Actinopteri; Cypriniformes; Leuciscidae
Exons: 3
Coding region: 1-915 (304 amino acids)
Biological process (GO): binding of sperm to zona pellucida; prevention of polyspermy
Cellular component (GO): egg coat
Molecular function (GO): structural constituent of egg coat; acrosin binding
Source: RefSeq, a predicted model, not a curated record
AUGGCAGGAAGUUGGUGUGCUGUUCAGUCUCUGGCACUUUUUGUUUGGUUCUGUGCUUUCUGUCAUGCUGUUCCGAAGUGGAGUGAUCUGACCCAGAAUCCUCAAGCUCUGAUGUUCCAGCAAACUGACCAGUGGUUUCAGAAGCCAGUUCAACAGCAAGCUAGUCAAUGGUUUCCUCAGCAGGUUCAACAGCAAGCAGGUCAAACGUUUCCUCAGUCAGUUCAACAACAAGCUAGUCACCAGUUUCCUCAGUCAGUUCAACAAGCUAGUCGCCAGUUUCCUCAGUCAGUUCAACAACAAGCUAGUCACCAGUUUCCUCAGUCAGUUCAACAAGCUAGUCGCCAGUUUCCUCAGUCAGUUCAACAACCUAGUCACCAGUUUCCUCAGUCAGUUCAACAGCAAGCUAGUCACCAGUUUCCUCAGUCAGUUCAACAACAAGCUAGUCACCAGUUUCCUCAGUCAGUUCAACAAGCUAGUCACCAGUUUCCUCAGUCAGUUCAACAGGCUAGUCGCCAGUUUCCUCAGUCAGUUCAACAACCUAGUCACCAGUUUCCUCAGUCAGUUCAACAGCAAGCUAGUCACCAGUUUCCUCAGUCAGUUCAACAGCAAGCUAGUCAACAGUUUCCUCAGCAGUUUCAGCCUAAGCAGCCAGUGGCAAAGGCAGAGCCCCUUGACAAAUGUACUGUAGCUGAUUAUGAUCAGAUCCAAUGUGGACCACCUGGUAUCAGUGGUGCUGAGUGUGCUGCUAUCAACUGCUGCUUUAAUGGACAGCAGUGUUACUAUGGGAAGGCAGUGACUGUCCAGUGUAUAAGAGAUGGUCAGUUUGUGGUAGUGGUGGCUAGAGAUGUUACGCUGCCUCGAUUGAGCCUGGAUUCAGUCCGUCUCCUGGGAGGACAGCGGAUAUGUGGUGUAUGA